AUGGCGAAAUCAAUUCGAGAUGGAAAGUCGAUCAACUUCAAUGUGAUUGCUCCAAGAUUGAACGCUCCAACUCAAACUGAAGCUGUUGCAAGAGAAACAAAGAUGGCCCAAAACAAGAUUCUCUAUUCUGCAAAGCUCGACGAGAACAUGCGAAGAUCAGCCUACUUCGAGACAAACAAGAGAACCGUCAAAAGCGAAUCAAAAGUUCUUUGCUAUGAAGCAAGGAACAACAGAAAAUUUGAUGCAUUUCAAUUCUUGAGACAGGCUGAAGUCCUGCAAGAUCUAUAUGGCGUGGCCUGGUUCCAAAAUUUGGCAGUCAAGACGAAAGCGAUUGCUGCUAUUGCUAGCACCAAUACUGCUGCUCAAAACAAAUUCAAGGAUGAUAUCUUUGAAGCCGUUCUGCAACUGCGAUUGAACGAGAACAGCUCCUCUGAUGCUGGAUCUUCAGACGAACUAUUGCAGAGAAUUGGAUUAUUAUCUAAAGACGGUCAGCAAAGCACAAGAUAUGUAAAGGUAAAGGUAAAGGUAAAGGUAAAGGUAAAGGAAAAGGAAAAGCAAAAGGAAAAGGAAAAGGAAAAGGAAAAGGAAAAGGAAAAGGAAAAGGAAAGAGGAAAGAGGAAAGAGGAAAGAGGAAAGAGGAAACCGAAGGAUGGAAAGAAGGCAGCAUGUUAUGUGUGUGGCAACGAAGACUAUAUGUCUCCAAAAUGCCCAGACAGACUGUUACCAAAGAUGGAUUGGAAGAAUCAGGAUCAAUAUGUCAAGUAUAGGAAGAAGCUCAAUCUUAAUCAGACUGCAGCAACUGUCCCAGCUACUGUUCCAGCUGUAGUUCCUGGAGCUUCAGCAUCACAAGUGGAGCAUCAAGUGUUGCGGGAAGCCCGACAAGGCUUCAGUGGUGCUCAAUUGCGCCAAGGGUUUGAUGCAACUCAAGCUCAAACUCCACAGGUCCUGAAGACUGGCUAUUACAAUACGUCAAAUGUCUUGAACAAUGCUAUCAAGGGAAAGGAUGAGAAUGACAAUAAUGUCUAUCUUAUUCCAUGUCCUGCUGGUACGACAAAUGUCAAACUUCAAACCGACUGGCACUAUGCUAGUGAAGAUGAAGAUGUGCCUGAUCUUGCUACUGAAGCAGAUCGAGGUCUGCAGUUUAUUCAAAGCCGCAGAAAGCAAAGAGAUCCAUUUGGGCUGUACAGUCAUGUCAUCAUGGACAGUGGUUGCACAAACACCACCAUCAUGGACUCUGUCAUGCUGAGAAGGAACUUGACAUGCACACUAACGUGGGCAGCAGAGUUCUUGGAAUUGCCUUGCUAUGCGCGAGAUGAUUGCUGCGGGAUACCGCAAUACUAUGGAUACUGA
This is a messenger RNA of Cylindrotheca closterium, 1350 nucleotides long. The record is from the annotation of a GenBank genome assembly. NCBI's taxonomy places the organism in Eukaryota, Bacillariophyta, Bacillariophyceae, Bacillariales, Bacillariaceae.